UUAAAGAAGCUUGGAUCCCACGACACAUCUGGUUCUUUCUGCUCCUGAGUCUACACCCUGAGAAGUUGACUGAUCCCCUGAACGGACAAGGAGAGCAGAAGCAGGAGACUAACAACCAACUAUUCAUCAUGUCAUCUGCCGACAACAUGAUUCAGCAAAUCCAGAAUCCACCCAAACCAGUUUCAAGGUCAUCACUCAUCACAGCCUGUAGCAUGGCGGGUGCAAAGAUUGCUCUCGGAGUGGCGCACCUGGAUGAAUGUCCUGCUCAACCCUACAUCCCCAUCUACUUGAUCGUCUUUGGCGUCUUCAGCAUCCUGGGGUGCUACAUCACCGCCCUGCCUUGGACCCGGCAGAACAGUGAGGAAUGCACAGCCCUCGACGGAAUUCUGCUUGUUGUUCGGAAUCUGUCAAACAUCUUCAUGCCUUUCUGGUUUAUCGCUGGGAGCCAUUGGAUCUACUCCAUCUACGUUCCAAGCUACAUUCCUGGAUCAGUCCUGUACUGCAACAGGGUGCUUUACCUCUUUGCCUUCUGGACCACCACAGUCAUCUACAUCACAUUUGCCCUUGGAUUAGUUUUCUACUGCAUCAGUUUCUUAUGUGUAUUUUUCUGUGCCUGCUUGUGGAGCUCAACAAUGGAGGAUGUAGAGGAUGUUUAAUCACAUUUCAAGCAUCAUUGGCUGUUUUGACUGUUUGAGCGGCAAUAUGUAGUUGAAGAAUAUUUGCUUUUGGCGCCACUGCUGCUAAAUGAGUGUACUUGCAUGCUGUCGUAAAGCUGGGUCUCCGGUCCCGCCCCCCAUCUCACGUUCAUUUGUUGAUGAAAGACUGUGGCAAAACAGCGGAAAAUGUAAUCUCUGAUGGCAAUAUACACAACACUGUCGAGCUUAUACUUGCAAUGGCAACUCUGGAAACAUGUAUCAAUCAACAUCAGGAACCAAACCCUGUCAUGCAGCCAGUGAGAAGAGGCAGGAUCCAGCGAGAAGCUGAAGCAGCUGCAAGACAGACGGGCCCCGAUAAUAAAACCAUGGCCAUGGUGAACGUUUGUAAUGAAGAGUCCAGGAAGAGAAGACAGGAACCCACCAGACCAAGAGCCUGGACCAGAGUGAACAUUGCCAUUCACACCCUGGCAAGA
This is a messenger RNA of Synchiropus splendidus (mandarinfish), 1129 nucleotides long. Its product is annotated as transmembrane protein 272-like. The coding region runs from base 129 to 656 and encodes 175 amino acids. The transcript is spliced from 5 exons. Lineage: Eukaryota; Metazoa; Chordata; Actinopteri; Syngnathiformes; Callionymidae. The record is from RefSeq and is a predicted model, not a curated record.